This is a messenger RNA of Xenopus laevis (African clawed frog), 3333 nucleotides long. RefSeq lists its product as uncharacterized. The annotation marks the transcript as partial. Lineage: Eukaryota; Metazoa; Chordata; Amphibia; Anura; Pipidae. The record is from RefSeq and is a predicted model, not a curated record. The transcript has 22 exons.
CAUUCCUGUUCCAAGAAACCAGCCCAUGCCAUCCAACUGGUACACACAGAUGAAUCUGGACAACUACAACUAAAUGAAUCUGCCGUACAGACCUGUUUUCUGGAUGGAAAGAUAUCAAAUUACCCCGUGUGCCUAAUAUGUGUGAUCGGAGAGAAACGCCGGGGCAAAUCCUUCCUUAUGAACUAUAUACUCAGGGCUCUCUCCUGCCAGGAACAGGGCCAACCACUCAGUCUGGGAGCAGACGAUGAUCGUAUUAGUGGGUUUGAGUGGAGAGAUGGAGCAGACAGUACAACGAAAGGUAUUUGGAUCUGGAGCAAACCCUUCAUUCUAGACAACAAUGGAGAAAAGAUGGCUGUGUUUGUGUUGGACACAGAGGGCUCCCUGGAUAUUCAGAGUUCAAGAGACAUUUGCCUUAAGCUGUCUGCAUUAUCCAUGAUCCUCAGCUCCUACCUGAUCUUCAACGUGAGCUCAAAUUUGAAAACAACAGAUAUGGACUAUCUUGAGAUGUAUCUUGAAGUUGCUGAAAAUGUUGGAAAAUCGUUUGAUCUGCAGGCCUUACAGCACCUCAAUAUCCUUAUACGUGACUGGCAUAAUUUUAAGAGAUGUGGAAAAGAAGACGCUCAGGAAUAUCUAAUUCAUGAGACUGAGAAGCUGCAAAAGGAUCCUCGGUUCAGAUUGGUGUCAGAGACCCUAGGAGGUCCAUUAGCAGAUUGCUCACUCCUGCCCCACCCAGGGAGACUUCUGCUGGUUGACAGUCAAGGGAAAUUAUCAGAUAUGGAAGCAGACUUUAGGAAUCAUCUAACAACCUACAUAUUCACUCUGGUGGGAGACCUUUGGCCCUAUAGAAAAACCAACAGACAAGGGGAAAUAGUGACGUGCACUGAGCUGGCAAGUCUACUAAAGAGAGGUGUGAACAUUUUGCAGAGUAUACAGUACCAAUUGGCCUCCCCAUUACAGAUGCUUUUUACCUUUGAAAAUCACAAGAACAUGGAAAAAUUGAAAACGCAAUUCCAAAAGUAUAUACGCAGAAUGUCAAACGAAGCAGAUUCUCUGAGGAGGGGAUGGAAUGUGAGUCCAUUUCAAAUGCAGACCAGUAUCAAGUAUAUGGCAACCAAAUUCCUGCGUGACUUCAAACAAUCACUUCAAGGGGGCGAUGCCCAAGAAAAGGAGAGGCUUGUGCAGGAACUGGAAUCCUUUUUGUUAAAGCAACAGCAAAAGUUCUGUAAAGACUAUUCCAAGUCAAAAGAAGUAGAAUCUCUGAUCUUGGAACAAUGUUUGAGUCCAUCAAAAAUGGAGACCAGCAUCAACAAUAUGGCAAACAAAUUCCUUUGUGACUUUCAACAAUCACUUCAAGGGGAUGAUACCCAAGGAAAGAAAUGGCUUGAAAAUGAUCUGGAAUGUAAUUUGUUAAAACAGCAGCAACAGUUCUGUAAAGACUAUUCUAAGAGGUUUUUUGGAUUCCAGAAUCACAAGAGGAUGGAGAAUAUUAAGGAGAAGUUUCAGACUCAAUUAACCCUAAAAUCAAAAGAAGUAGAAUCUCUGAUCAUGGAACAAUGUUUGAGUCCAUCAAUAAUGGACUCCAGCAUCAAAGAUAUGGCAAACAAAUUCCUUUGUGACUUUAAACAAUCAAUUCAAGGGGAUGAUACGCAGAGGCUUGGAAAUGAACUGGAAACCAAUUUGUUAGAACAGCAGCAAAAGUUCUGUAAAGACUACUCCAAGAGGUUUUAUGAAUUUCAGAAUCACAAGAAUAUGGAGAAUAUUCAAGAGCAGUUUCAGACUCAAUUAACUCUAAAAUCAAAAGACGUAGAAUCUCUGAUCACAGAACACAGUUUGAGCCCAUCAAUAAUGGACUCCAGCAUCAAAGAUAUGGCAAACAAAUUCCUUUGUGACUUUAAACAAUCACUUCAAGGGGAUGAUACCCAAGGAAAGAAAGGGCUUGGACAUGAACUGGAAACCAAUUUGUUAGAACAGCAGCAAAAGUUCUGUAAAGACUACUCCAAGAGGUUCUAUCGAUUUCAGAAUCACCAGAGUAUGAAGAAUAUUAAAGAGACGUUUCACACUCAAAUAACCCAAAAAUCAAAAGAAGUAGAAUCUCUGAUCACGGAACAAAGUUUGAGUCCAUCAAGAAUGGAGGCCAGCAUCAAAGAUAUGUCCAACAAAUUCCUUUGUGACUUUAAACAAUCGCUUCAAGGUCAUGAUAGCCAGGGAAAGAAAUGGCUUAAAAACAAACUGGCAUUUUAUUUGUUAAAACAGCAGCAAAAGUUCUGUACAGACUACUCCCAGAAGUUCUAUGAAUUUCAUAAUCAAAAGAGGAUGGAGGCUACUAAACAGUUACAGACUGAAAUAAAAAUAAAGGAAUACGAAAAGUUCUCUCUCGUCAGGCAGGAUCGGCACCCUUUAAGAAUACAGAAGGAGUUGCGCAAUGAAGUUAACAAGUUGCUGGAUAAUUAUGAAGGAUCCCUUAAAGGCAUUGAUGACAAACAGGAGCUUCUCCGUGAAAUGGAAUCAGAUCUUUCGCAAGAGAUAGAAAAAUUCUGUAACAUGUAUAAGAAGAUAUUUGAUGCUUGGAAAAGGAUGGAAGAUACUAAGAAACAAUUAAAGAAACUUCUAAACCAAAUAAGAGAAGAGUCUUCAUCGUCUUUAUGGAACUUGAUGAAUACACCGUCUGUAAUGCAGUCCAAGAUUAAGGAACCUAUCAAUAAACACUUGGUUGACUUUAUAAAUUCACAUAAGGACAUGGAUAGUGAAGAUCAGAAGGCUCUUAUGGAGGAGCUCAUAUCAUAUUUGAUGGAGAUAGAGAAGGAGUUUCAUAAAGAGUACUCCAGCGACUACAGAAGUACAAUGGAAUGGAUUAAGAAUGUUGGAUCAGUUGGAUUAUGGGGUUUAUUUGCAUUCAAGUUUAUUCUUAAAAACAAAGCAGUUGCUGCAGCAGUAACUUCUGGUGGAGUGGUACUGCCAGGAGUCGUUGGAGUUGUUGUUGUAGCCGGUACCAUUUUAAUGUUGAGGCGCAUGUAUGAAAAUAAGAGCCCGCAGUAGUUGGGAAAAUAAAUGCAGGAACACUAAAGGCUCAACGGUGAAACAAUAAUCAUGAUUAAAGGACAAGUUGCAAAAACAUACCAGCAGGUUCCCCCACAAUUUCAUUGUAUAUGAGCCUAUGGGGAGGAGAUGCUGCUACUGCAUUUAGGGUCCAUGUGUCCAAAUGUGGGCAAUGCGGAGCUGUUUGUUUGUUGAGCAAUUAUUUGUCAGUUACUUCUUGACUGUAUUGUACCAUCAACCAAAGUCCUCCAAUGAGACUGCUUUAUGUUUCAGCAAAUAAAAACGAAUUGUUGAAGA